This is a messenger RNA of Dendroctonus ponderosae (mountain pine beetle), 5293 nucleotides long. It is a transcript of the gene TTLL5, whose product is annotated as tubulin polyglutamylase TTLL5. Bases 1612 to 3936 code for a protein of 774 amino acids. Lineage: Eukaryota; Metazoa; Arthropoda; Insecta; Coleoptera; Curculionidae. Gene Ontology annotation, biological process: microtubule cytoskeleton organization; protein polyglutamylation. Gene Ontology annotation, molecular function: tubulin-glutamic acid ligase activity; tubulin binding. The transcript is spliced from 14 exons. The record is from RefSeq and is a predicted model, not a curated record. Gene Ontology annotation, cellular component: cilium.
UGAGUCAGUCGAAGAACAUCAGUUUUCCUGAAAAGUUGUGGAUUUUUCUGUUGCGGAGUUGUGCCGCGCGCGUUUUUUUUUGUGUCAAAGUUUAUGGUUUUAUAAAUACUGACCUGACCGAUGAAGUGUUAGAGAUAGAUGUAUUCUCGAUUAAUCCUGUUAAAUUGUGAUUUAUUGUGUUUUUUAUUUUUUCGAAGAGAAUCUGUUUCAAAGAGUUUUGAAUCACCUUACUGGAAUUAUACGAAGUGAAUUUAAUUUAGUGAUGUUUUCACAAUUAAAAUGUGUCCUUUGUUCUUAUUUGAAUAUUUUUCAAUUUUCUGAUCUUGGUGAUUAAUAAUUUUAAUUUGUGUUAGUUUAAUUCUACACCUACAUAAUGCUGUUUUUCGGCAUAUAAAAUGUGAUUUACGUAUUGUCCGAAUUCAUUUUCACCCAAAGUGGUUUAACAUCUCUCAUAAAAACAGCUAGAAAAACAUUUAGUUAUGGUUUACUUCCGAAGAAACAAGGAAUCUAGAACAAUAAAAAACAUGCUACCGUUCAGUUCUCGUUAUUGACUGCUCUAAAAAUAGCGCUCCUUAUGCAUAUAAUUAUAUCCUAAUGUCCUUUCUGAAAAGGUUUUACCACUGAAAGGCAGUAUAACAAUUCCUACUAAUUAACGCUCUCUUUCUUGAAUCGUUCUUUUACAAUGCCGUCCUUAUAUUGUGGCUAUAUCUCCUUGAUGAGUCAAUUUUUGGAACGUUACCCUCUAUUGUAGUCUAGAGUAUGAUAGACUAAAGAAGAAUUAGAAAUUAAUUGAAAAAAAAUCGUUGAAUUCAUCCGUAUUGUAUGGCUUCGUGUUCUUCUGGUAAUUUCUUUGUCAAAUUGCAAUUUUUUAUUGCUUUGUUGCAUAGCUUGACAGAUUUUUUUAUGAUUUGAUUGUUUUGAUUCUUCCGUAAUCCUAGACUAUGGCUUAAUGGUUGCAAAUCGAUUCUAUUCUAGCUAGCAGGAUCAUUUUAUAAUCAAUGUCUAUUAAGAGCGGUUUUGGCUGCAUGCUUUUCAGCUAUUAAGACUGAGCGCAAUGUAAUUGCUGCUUCCGAGAUUAGCUGAGUAAUAGAGGCAGAAUUUCCAUGUUUUGCCCAAAACAAGCGCAAUUGUUUCAAUGUGUACCAUGCUUAUAAACUAGUGGUUUCCCUCUUAAAGGAUAAUUAUCUUCAUUGGUUGCACUAUUGGCAACUUGUUAUUUUCAUGCCUUAUUCUAGUACAAAUUAUUUGUUACGGCUUUGAUUUAUGUGCCUUAUGUGUUUUUAAUCAUUAGUGAACGUAUAGUGAAAGUUUGCAGAAUGGACGUAUAAAGAAACAGAACAGAUUGCAAUUUGACAGGAAUUCUUCAAUGUGCGUUAAUGAUUUUGCUAAUCUAUUUUGAUCUGAUGAGUAGAAAGUCAUAUCAAGCACGAACAGCGGAAUGCUAGUUAGUUGCUCAUGAUUCAUAUACUCAAAAUAUGCCUUUAAACCGAGAAUGUUUUAUUUCUUUCAUUUCAUUGUAAAUUUUAAGUGACGAAGUCUUAAUAAUCCCGAGUUUCUAAAAAUACAUUGAGCUUCAGCUGAGAAGCUUGCGGUUCAGACUAUUUGUACACAAUGAGUUCGUCUAUUUUACCUUACGAACCCAGCAUACCGUCUGACCAGUGGCUCUUAGGAGGUCAAUUGGGUUCCAGAAAUGCCAUUUUAGUAUUCAAGAGUUCUGCAUUGGCCAAUCCUACCACUAGGUCAAAUCAGGAUAAACCAGGUCAUAAAUUACACGUGACUUAUAAGGUGUUACAAGCUGAAACAAAGUUAUUAUCGAAACUCCUAGACUGCCAUGGAAUUACUGAGGUUCCACCGAAUUCAUCUGAUUUUAAUUUAUUAUGGACUGGUUCCCACCCAAAACCAGGAACCCUACGAACUCUAGCACCACACCAACGAGUAAAUCACUUUCCAAGAUCGUACGAAUUAACGCGCAAAGAUCGCCUGUACAAGAACAUCGAAAGAAUGCAACAUCUAAAGGGCCUAAAACAUUUCGAUUUUAUACCCCAAACUUUUGUAAUGCCUACGGAAUUUAAGGAGUUGUGCUCUACGCAUCAUCGAGUGAAAGGGCCGUGGAUUGUAAAACCAGUUGCGUCCAGCAGGGGAAGAGGAAUUUUUAUUGUGGAGUCUCCUAAUCAAGUGCCUCUGGAGGAACCAGUUGUGGUUGCCAAAUACAUCUCAAAUCCCCUUUUAGUGGCUGGUCACAAAUGCGAUUUGAGACUUUACGUUGUUGUUACGAGUUUCGAUCCAUUGAUUAUUUAUAUUUACGAAGAAGGUCUGGUGAGAUUUGCCACUGUGAAAUAUGAUUCUAGUCACAAGCAAUUGUGGAACCCGUGCAUGCAUCUCUGCAAUUACAGCAUUAACAAGUACCAUAGCGAUUAUGUAAAAUCGGAUGAUCCUAGUGCGGAAAACGUUGGACACAAGUGGACUUUAAGCGCACUCUUACGCCACUUAAAAUCGGAAGGAAAAGACACCACUCUGUUAAUGUCCCAAAUUGAGGACAUGGUUAUUAAGGCCGUUUUAUCCUCUGCUAAUUCUAUUAUUUGCGCUUGGAAGAUGUUUGUGCCACAUCCGAAUAACUGUUUUGAAUUGUAUGGUUUUGAUAUCCUGAUUGAUUCCAACCUGAAACCUUGGUUGCUUGAGGUGAAUUUGUCGCCUUCAUUGAACUGUGAUAGUCCACUCGAUGUUAGACUAAAAUCUGCUAUGUUAGCAGACUUGUUAACUCUUGUGGGGGUUCCCGCGGUUGAUCCGAUUUUAAGACCCACCAGUACUGUAAAUUUAACCAAGGGCAAUUUGGGACUGAAAAUGAAACUUAGUAAUUGUCGUAGAGUACAUUCAGCAGACGGUCUAAGCAAUGUUUCGUUGUCAAAAAAACAAUCUUCGACGGUUUCGACACGACGAAUUUCUUCAGCCUCUCUACAGCCCACUCCGGAAGAAAGUAGAAUUGUUAAGAAUGCACAGGCUCAGUUUGAUAGACGCGGCGGAUUUGUCCGUAUAUUUCCUGCUGUGGAUAGUUGGACUAGAUAUGCCCAGUAUUUAGACCCUGUCACCGGAAUUCCGAUAUCUGGCAUAGUUUCAAGCUCCUACAAUGUCACUAAUGCACAUAACUUCAAUAUGUCUCUAUAUUCUCAUUUGUUCCCUGAUAUGCCGGCCAGAGUCAAUAGAUCUAACGAAAAACAACAAGCGCGCGCCAAGUUUUCAUCGCUGGAUAGAAAAAGAGAGUCAUCUUUUGACAACAACACAUUUCCACCGAGGAUGAACGGCAGGCAGGACAGGUAUGAGAGGGCAUUAAGCAGGGGUCAUAAGCAGGCCUUAGUUUUAUGUAAAAUUACGAAGGAAUCGCAAAGUAUAGAGUUACGAAAGAAGAUUAUCGAUAUGCUGAAGUGCGGCAAGAAAAUUACACAAUGUGAAGCGAGAAAAACAUUCAGUCAAUAUUUGGUUUGUGUACUGAAAAAGAUCGUUAGCGCACCAGAUCAGGACGAUCAUGUAGAAAUCGUUUUAAAGUUUCUGCAAAAAGCCUCUAAUUAUUUGAGAACACCAUAUAGUGUUAAGGCCCCGAGUACAAAACUGGAAACCAAAGAUAGAGCAGCAAUAGUUGCAAAGCAAUUGAAUGACUUUUUGUACCUUUACAAUAGAGAAACGGACAUGUUUGUAGAUAAAUCAGAAAAACCGAGCCAAAUACCCAAAGAUUUGUAUCAAGAGUUCCUGGAGCAUGCACGAGAAUGUGAUUUAGAAGAAGUUCUUAUUUAUCAGACAACUCACGUUGUGCCAAAUUAUAACGCUUCUCCGGGUUUUCAAGGUGUACUUAAAUGUAUGCCGAACGUAUCAAAGCAAUAUGGAAUUAAACCACCGUACAAGCAGAACAAACUUGCGAAAGUUAAAAUUGCAGGUAGUUCGUGAUAUGUAGAUGAUAUAUUUUGUUCCAAUGGCAAAGUUCACCUUUAACGCAAUUGCUACGCUAGCGCUUUAGAAGAGGGCUGCAUAUUUAUUUUUUUACAAUGGCGUUUGAGAUGUCCCAUUUUCUAACAAACGCAGGCAAUUAAAGAAAAUUAAGUAUUUUUUUAAUGAUAAGGUAAUUUUUGUAACGUAUUUUUGUACUUAUUUUUCACCACAAUAAAGUAGGUUUGAUGUUAUUUUUUCUCUGUAUGGUGAUGUUUUUGUGAGAAUGAGUUUAGUAAGUCGCUUCGAAGCGUGCUUAACUUAGCUCUAUGUUACUUUUCUAGUAUGAAUUUUCUUCAUACUUCUGUGAUAUACGUACAACUACAUCCAAGUUAUUAGUUUGUUAUUUUGUGUAUAUCAUUUUAGUAAAAAGUAAUCGUCAUCUUUAGUAUUUUAAUUCGACUUUGAACACCUUGCAUCUUGAAGUGUUGUAAUGGAAAUAAUUUAUAGUAGUUACGAGAAAUUAAAAUACUAUCAUUGCAGUUGGUUGUUAUGCUUCUUGCUUACGUUUGUGCUUUGUAUGUUUUGAUUCAAGUGAGUGGAGUGUCUAUGAAUCAGUGAAACUAAAACUUUGAAAUAAGGUAUCAUUUAUGCGAAUCAUUGUGUUGAAAAAAUCCGUGAUUUCAGUACAUGCCAAAUAUGGAUUAAUUAAAACUACAUUGUCCUUAACGAUAUUUGGCAGCAUCAUGAACGCUAAGGGUUCUUUGGACGCUAAAAGAGCAGUUUAUAGAUUAUUUUGAUCAUUGUGUUAUAUUCCAUACCUGGUAGCUUGAAACAUUUUGAAAUUAUAGUUGGAAGUAUAUUACUACUCUUGAAAUGUAUGAUUCAUUUACAAAGUACCUAGAUUUUCCCAUUAUUAUAGUUAAAGCUGUUUUGAAUUUAUGUUAUAAUUUAUUCCUGUUUGUUUGCUCAGUAUUUAUUGCUAUAUUUGUUUGAUUAUGUUUUGUUAUUCCUUUGCUUUUAUAGGUUUAAUAUUAUUUAUUAAAAGAAAAAAUUCGACUGCACAGUCAAAUGGCAGCUAAAAAUUCAGUUACAAGGGAAUUCAGCUUAGUUAUAAACAAAUGUAUUAUUGUAUAUGUCGAUGUUCCCAUAUGUAUUUUCGUACAGGGCGAAUAAGUAAAGACGAUGAAUAACAUUUGAGCCAACAUUUUUAAUGGACAAAGAAGUACAAUUUUCUGUUUACUCGUCGGUUUUUUCUCGGUCGCCCUGUUUAUAAAAUAGCUAAUGGCCAUACUAUUGCCAGUUCGGUAGCUUGAAUUUGAUAGUGCUGUUUAAAAACUUUACUUAUUAUGUUUGAAUAAAAGUUUUCGUCUUGCUA